AUGGGGGACAAGAUGGAUAUGUCCCUGGACGAUAUCAUCAAGAUGAACCGCAGCCAAAGGCCGGCGAGCCGGGGUCGGGGAGGACGAGGGGCCCGCGGGGGAGUCGGCGGAGGCCGCGUGGUCGGCGGAGGCCGGGGAGGAGGAGGAGGUGGUGGCGGAGGCCCGGUCAGAACGAGGCCCAUGCUGAACCGAGGCGGGAGGAACCGGCCGGCCCCAUACAUCCGGCCCAAGCAGCUUCCAGACAAGUGGCAGCACGACCUGUUUGACAGCGGAUUCGGUGGUGGCGCUGGAGUGGAGACUGGGGGAAAACUGUUGGUGUCCAAUCUGGACUUCGGGGUUUCAGAUGCAGAUAUCCAGGAACUGUUUGCAGAAUUUGGUACACUGAAGAAAGCAGCUGUACACUAUGACAGGUCCGGCAGGAGCUUAGGAACGGCUGAUGUGCACUUUGAAAGAAAAGCCGAUGCACUAAAAGCAAUGAAGCAGUAUAACGGGGUGCCACUUGACGGUCGCCCCAUGAACAUCCAGUUGGUCACAUCACAGAUAGAAUCACAGAGGAGACCUAUACAGACAUCUGCUAGAGGUGGCAUGACGAGGCCACGAGGUGGUGCUGUUGGUUUUGGUGCUGGUGGCGGCAACAGGAGAGGUGGCAGAGGAGGGAACCGGGGUCGUGGACGGGGUGCAGGAAGAAACACAAAGCAGCAAUUAUCGGCAGAGGAGCUGGAUGCACAGCUUGAUGCCUACAAUGCUCGAAUGGAUACAAGUUAA
Molecule: messenger RNA, 765 nt
Organism: Staurois parvus
Lineage: Eukaryota; Metazoa; Chordata; Amphibia; Anura; Ranidae
Source: the annotation of a GenBank genome assembly